This is a messenger RNA of Fragaria vesca subsp. vesca, 3787 nucleotides long. Its product is annotated as filament-like plant protein 7-like. NCBI's taxonomy places the organism in Eukaryota, Viridiplantae, Streptophyta, Magnoliopsida, Rosales, Rosaceae. Bases 338 to 3490 code for a protein of 1050 amino acids. The record is from RefSeq and is a predicted model, not a curated record. The transcript has 6 exons.
UCUUUCACUCUUUUCUAUCUUCAUCCACAUAUUGCUUCCCCUCACCUCCUUACUUUGCCUUCAUUUCACUUUUCCCUGUUUACCAAACUCUGUUUUCUUCCUCUCUCGCUGCUUCUAAAAAGCUUAAAGCGUUGUGGGUGUGGUGGUUUCAGCUUCGUUAUCAAAUCAAAAUCUUUUUGAGUCCUCUCUCUUUUAAGUGUCGGUGGGAUCCGAGCCCCGCGCUCUUCUCAUGAUAGCCAUCAUUGACUCUAGUUAAGGCUGUCUCUCUGCUUCGCAUUGUAGCAAGUUUCCCUGAUCAUCAUCCAUGCAAUAAUCGAGCUUUGUUAGUGAAUGAAGCAUGGACAAGGCGUGGCUAUGGAGGAAGAAAUCCACAGAGAAGCUGCCCAUUGUUGCUGACAAAGUCAACGGUUCAUCAAGAGGAAAUGAAGAAGAGAUGGAGGCAAUGCUUAAUGAGAAGGCAGAGCUAGAGAAAGAUCUGAAAGCUUUAAGUGAUAAGCUGGCUUCUGCUCUCUCUGAUUGUAAGAAUAAAGAUGAACUGGUGAAGAAACAUGCCAACAUGGCACAGGAAGCUGUUCACGGCUGGGAGAAUUUAGAAGCUGAAGCAGGGUUUCUAAAGCAAGAAUUGGAUAAAUCUUUGCAACUCAGAGACGCUGCUGAAGAAAGAAUAGCUCAAUUGGAUGGAGCCCUCAAGGAGUGCAUGCAGCAGCUACGAUAUGUUCGAGAUGAACAAGAGCAAAGGGUUCAUGAUGCUGUGAUGAAGACAACAAGGGAAUUCGAGAAAUCUCAGAUGGUGUUGGAAGAGAAGCUAACAGAGACCAGUAAAAGGCUUUCUAAAAUAGGUGCUGAAAAUACCCAUCUAAGUAAGGCUCUUUCAGUGAAGGAAAAGUUGACUGAAGAUUUAAGAAGACAAAUGAGUCAGAUGGAAACAGAUUUGAAUGCACUUAUGGCCAGAGUAGAGUCCAGAGAGAAAGAUAAUGCUUCUUUGACAUAUGAGGUUCGAGUGCUUGAGAAAGAGCUUGAGAUCAGGAAUGAGGAGAGAGAAUUCAAUCGUCGGACUGCUGAUGCAGCACAUAAGCAACAUCUUGAGGGUGCAAAAAAAAUCGCAAAGUUAGAAUCAGAAUGUCAGAGGUUGCGUGUCCUGGUCAGGAAGCGAUUGCCAGGUCCUGCUGCCUUGGCUAAAAUGAAAAAUGAAGUUGAAAUGCUUGGAAGGGAUUCGGUUGACAUGAGGAGGAGAAGUUUGAGCCCAAAUGGUUUAAGGUAUGACUCGACUGCUGACAAGUUUCCUGAGGCUCCCACUAAAAAGAUCAAUUUUCUAACUGAGCAGUUAUGCGCUAUGGAAGAAGAAAAUGCGAUUCUCAAGGAAGCACUCAAUAAGAAGAUGAAUGAGUUACAGUUUUCCAAAAACAUGUAUAACCGUGCAGCCUCCAAAUUAUCACAAGUUGAAACAGCGGUCGGAGAAUCCCCACGAGGCACUCUUAUGCAACAUGAACUCUCUGUAGCAUCUAUGUCUGAUAUUGGUAGCGAUGAUAAGGCUAGUUGUGCCGAAUCAUGGGCUUCUGCUUUGAUUACAGAACUGGAGCAUUUUAGAAAUGAAAAGCAAAAAGGCUCGCCGACAUGCAAAACUGUUGGAGCUUCAGACAUAAAUCUGAUGGAUGAUUUUGUUGAAAUGGAAAAACUAGCAGUGGUCUCUGCUGAUAAAGUAAGUGUUGGUUCUUAUGCUUCCUCACCAGCUAAUACAUUUGCUGGCCAUUUUGAAAAUCAGUUUUCCUUGGAACUAGGGGGUAGCGAUGUAGUUCCUUUAUCUGACAGCGAGUCAGGCUUCAGUUUGUCAAACAGGGAGUCCAACCGUAUUCUGGAUGGCAAAGCUCCUCAUUGGCUCCAGGAUAUAGUGAAAUUGGUGUUAGAGCACAGCCGUGUUGCACGAAGAAGCCCUGAACAAAUACUAGAGGAUAUAAGAAUGGCUUUGGCAACUACAACUAAUCCUUCUUCUGCUAAAAGCUGCAUCUCAUGGAAAGACUCAAAUCAGUGUGCAGUAACUGAUUCACCCAAUGGAGCAAGUGAUGAGCAGUUACAACCAGAUCUUAGGAAAUCAAUAUGCAAAAUAAUUGAGCUUAUCGAAGGAAUCAGUGUGCCGUCUCCAGAUUAUAACACAGAUGCCAGACACAAGAAUUCAGAAACACAGGCAGGCUACAUGGUUCGUGUUUUCCAAUGGAAAUCUUCUGAACUUGGGACUCUUCUACAACAAUUUGUUCAUGCUUGUUACAAUCUAUUAAAUGGGAAGGCUGGCCUUGAUAGAUUUGCUGAAGAACUAACUACGGCCCUGGACUGGAUUUUGAACCACUGCUUUUCACUUCAAGAUGUUUCAAGCAUGAAGGAUGCAAUUAAGAAGCAAUUUGAUUGGGAUGAUACACGAAGUGAAAGCGAAGCAGAAGUUGUUGGAUUGGUUGGUCACUAUUCAGAUACAGAUAAAUUUCGAGUUCCCAGAGAACACACAUCAUUAAGGCCUAUGGCUGCUUCUUCAAAUGGUCAUAGCAGCCAAAUAGAAGAGCUGCAGUUCAAUUUGGUCAAAGAAAACAGAAAGUUAAAGGACGAUCUUGUGAAUACAGAAUCUGGCAAAAAUGAGUUGGAAGGCAGACUUCAGUCAGCCAAUGAUAAGAGUGAAUCCCUGAUCAAUGAGCUUAAGGAAUCCGAGAAAAUUAUUGCCAGCUUGCAAGAAGAGUUAAAAAGUUUAAGAGAGUCGAAGAGUAUGAUUGAGGAUCAACUCAAAACUCAAAAGACUAUGAACGAAGAUCUUGACACGCAGCUCAGAGUGGCCAGAGUUGACUUGAGUGAAGCUCAUCAGAAGUUUUCAUCUCUAGAAGAUGAACUUGAGAACAAAUACAACUGCUGUGAAGAAUUGGAAGCUUCAUGCGUUGACCUGCAGCUUCAGCUUGAAAGCAGUUUGAAGAAGAAAAGCCCUGGCUCCAGUCAUAAUCAAGAGGAAACGCAAGACAAAACUGAAUGGGAGAUAACAGCUGCUUCAGAAAAAUUGGCAGAAUGCCAAGAGACUAUACUUAACCUCGGGAAGCAGUUAAAGGCAAUGGCUGCACCAAGAGAAGCAGCCCUUUUUGACAAGGUCAUCACUGAUCCCGCUAAUGUAAAUACCACAACAGCCAUAGCCACAGUCCCUACCUCAAACAAGACCAUGAGCCGCAGGUCCUCUCUCCUUGAUAAAAUGCUUGCAGAAGAUGGCACUACCACCAAAGAUUCUACAUCUCCAAAGACAAAAGAAGUUGACGAUAAUUCCACUUCCACAUUCGGUCCCAAGAAGGUAGUAGAGCCCCUCGAGAAUAUUCUCAAUUUAAAAGUUAAAUACCAGGAUGAGGAUGCUACAACUGGUUCAUUUGCUCUGGUGCCUAGCAAGAAACGAAAUGGGAGUUUAUGGAGAAAGCUAAUCUGGAGAAGGAAGAAAAGUAGCAGCAAGAAAGCACCCCUUCCGAUCACCUCAUGAUAGAUCACUAUCGUAUGAUAAAACCACAGUUGGAGCUCCGAGCUCUAUUUUUUGGUAGUUUGGUUUGUUACAUACCUGGAAUGGAUAAUAAUAAGGCUACAAGUUCUGUUGGUCAAUAGAGAGAAAUUGGAGUGCUGGGGAGUGAUUUUUCUUUUGUUUGGCAUACUUUGUGUAUCACUCCUGUGUAUAUAUAUACAUAAUAUCAAUGCCUAGCUAACUAGGAAUUUGUACCAUCUUGUAAUUCCAGUUUUGUACAACCUUAAUUUUCAAAUCAAUAAAGUAACUCUUCCUUUCUGA